Messenger RNA from Diplodia corticola, 906 nucleotides. Its product is annotated as nad dependent epimerase. Bases 1 to 906 code for a protein of 301 amino acids. Lineage: Eukaryota; Fungi; Ascomycota; Dothideomycetes; Botryosphaeriales; Botryosphaeriaceae. The transcript has a single exon. The record is from RefSeq and is a predicted model, not a curated record.
AUGUGCAUCUUCUGCCCCCCGCCCCUCGACGACUUCGAGGACGUCACCACCGCGCACAGCAACCCACAAUGGCCCACGACGCCCCGCCUCAUCGACCGGCUCCCGGACCCUCCGCACCCACAAGAAAUGCAGCUCCUCAUCCUCGGCCUCCCGCGCACGGGGCUCGUGUCCCUCCGCCACGCCCUCACCCACCUCGGCUACAACCCCUUCUCGGCCGCCACCCUCUCCGCCACCCCCUCCCUCUACGCCUACUGGGAAGAAGCGCUGCGGGCCAAAUACCUCGACGACGGCGCGCCCUUUGGCGCGCGGGAAUACGCCAAGCUGCUGGCGGCGCACGACGCGUGCAUCGACGCGCCGGCGUCGCUGCUGGCAUCCGACCUCAUCGCCGCGUACCCGCGCGCCAAGGUGGUGCUGACGACGUGCGACGCCGACGCGUGGGCGCGCUACACGCUGCACCACCACCAGAUGGUGGACUCGUCGCUCGACUCGCGCGGCUGGGGCUCGGCGUGGAACCCGUUCGCGGCGGGCGGCGCGUGGGAGAAGUGGCGGCGCUUCGAGCGGUUUUUGCGCCCGCUGCUGGCGCCGAGGGGGGAGAAGGACGCGUUUUGCAGGCAUGAGGACGAGAUUUUGCGGCUGGUGCCUGAGGACAGGCUGUUGGUGUAUAGUGUGGCGGAGGGGUGGGGCCCGCUGUGCGAGUUUCUUGGGAGGGAGGUGCCUGAUGUGCCGUUUCCGCAUGUCGGCGAUGGUGGGGCGGGUGAGGAGGGGUCGGAUGAGUAUGUCUUGGAGCGGUGGUGGAGGGGCGUUGGGUCGGCGGUGCGACGGGCUGUGCUUCCGUCUGUGGGUGCGGUGGUGGGGAGUGCUGCGUGGUGGUUGAGAGGGGGGAGCUCUUGGGUUUUCUUUCACUGA